AGAGGAGGGGAUGACAGGGAGACUCCACGAGAGAGCUGGAUAAUAAAGGAAAAAGAGAGCAAGACAAGGAACAGCGUUUUACUCUCAGCUCCCCUCCAACAGCCCCAUUGCUUCAGGCCAAGCGGAGCAGCAUCGGCGGUAGGAUUUUAACGGAGAACGCGCAUCAGUAGGAUCUGCUAUUUCUCGGAGAUUGGCCACUAAAGACGCGAGGGGGAAACGGAUACAGUACCGCAAAGAAAGAGUUGUCAUUUUAAAGGAGAAAGAGGAAAGUCAUCCAGAAGAUUUCGAGGCUCUUUACAACUACAGAACGUCUUCAGUUCGCACCUACGCGUGUGCGUGUCCUCUGUGCUGGGGAUAAAAUUGCAUAAUUUUUUUUUUUUUUUUUAUUAUUAUAUUUUUAUUUUUUUACCGAUUUUAAGCAAGGUGACACACGGAGCCCAAAACAAGCGGAUACGGUUCUGGAAGCACGAUGCUGAUCGGUACAUCAGCCCAGGGCAGCCCUCUUCUUGCCUCUCUCCCUGUGCCAGGACGGCCUCUGCAGCCUCAGCUCGACCUCAAACACCUCCUGCCCUUCAGGCUCAAUGGAUCCUCCCCUCUUAGCCUCUUCCCUAACUUCAACACAAUGGACCCUGUCCAGAAGGCAGUGAUCAACCACACCUUUGGUGUCCCUCAGCCUCUCAAGAAGAAACAGAUCAUCUCCUGCAACAUUUGCCACCUGCGCUUUAACUCAACAAACCAAGCAGAGGCUCACUAUAAGGGCCACAAGCACGCCCGGAAACUUAAAGCCAUGGAAGCCCAGAAGAACAGGCAGCGACGAGCUGGGGAGGCAUCAUCUGCAGGGAGGGAGAGAGACCGAGACAGAAACAAGACAUCCACUUCUCAGGCAGCUCUACCUGCAUUCGUGGAAGCAAGCUUAGCUGAGGGAACAAGUCUUCAGUCUGAUCAGGAACCAACCAUCCUGGAAGGGAAGCUCGAGGAAAGUCCCAGAAGCUCAGUCAUGCUGACACCAGUGUCUGAGGUCUCCUCUGUGGAGCUAGUCACCCUUUCCCCUCCUCAGAUAUCUCCCUCCUCUCAACUCUCUGAGACCACAUCGGACACCAGUGCCCCAGAAGUCCCUGAGGUUAUGGAGGCUGCAGAGGCCAUGGGUCCAACCAACGAGUCAGGCAGCAGCGCAGACGCAUCCAGCACAAACGGGGAGCCACGCUCAGAUGACGACAAAGAACCCAAGAAGAACAAAGCUCACCUCCAUUGUCCCGUUUGUAAAGUCACAGUCAACUCCGUCUCCCAACUGGAAGCACAUAACAGCGGUACAAAGCACAAACUGAUGCUGGAAGGUCACAGUGUUCUGCCACGGCGCAGGGGGAAAGUGGUUGCAGCUCGAUCUGGCUGCAAGAGCAAGCGACUCGGUAGCAAAGGCAGCGUAGGGGUAGCCAGCAAGAACUUCCAAUGUGAAGUGUGUGAAAUCUUUGUCAACUCCGAGACCCAGCUGAGCCAGCACAUGAAUAGCAGAAGGCACAAGGAUAGGCUGGCCGGAAAACCACCCAAACCCAAAUUUACUCCCCACAGCAAGAGCCAGCCAAGCUCCAGCUUAGCGAACGUGAGAUGGAGUGGCUAUGCAGGCGGGGCUGUGUCUGCCGUGAAGAAAGUGUUCACCCAGUACAACCUCACUUCUCUCUCCUCGCAGACCAAACUGGCCUUGCAGAAGCAGCUGACCAAGAGUUUGACAACUGGCUUCCUGCCCAGCCCCCUCACCCCGCCAACUCUGUGCACAGUGGCAACUAACCCAUUGGCUCUGCGCCACCCGGUGGGCACCACCACCUUCAUCCAGACCCCAUUCCUGGGCCCCGCACUGUUCCGGCCAGCCCCGGGGCCGCUGCGGGCCACACACACACCCAUCAUCUUCUCCCCAUACUAAGGACUUAACCACCCUCCCAGCUGAGCUCCUCCCCUGUCCCUUUACCAAAUCCAAGGCCCUCCUUUAUAGUGUGACCCACACAACAAAGGCCACACGCAAACUAUGCAGCCCGUCUGACUUAAAAUGGGAAGAGUGCACAAAUCCUGCUGCUCUCCAGGCCUGAUGGCUUGGGAGCUGUUCUUAUCAUAAAGGCCAAGAUCCCCCAUCAUGCCUUCUUUCUGCUUCUCUUAUAAUGACCUAAGGAGCAAAACAGGCCUCCAGACAGUGACUGGUGCAACGAGGCCGCUUUUAUAGCCAUUUCAUGGGUCAACAUGGUUUAAAUUAUGAAUAUUAAAGUGUAAUUUAUUAGAGAACAAACAUAGACAAGUCUAGAUGUAUGUUUAGUGUGGUUGCCACAAAAUAAGGUCCCUUUACUUGAUGCUCUUAUAAAAUGUUUUUAAUUCAUUUGUUCGGAGGUAUGAUGAACAGUCAUUGUAGAUCAGAUGAAUCCAAGCCAUACCUGUAUGGCUGCAGAAGCCAGUCUCACUGAUCAGUGUUUUUUUAGCUAAUAAGUUUGAAGACAUACGUCACAUGACAUUGUGGAUAUGGUAAUUGUAAAGAAAGAAAAAGAAAACUCUUUGGACAAUUAUCCCUUUGUAACUUUAAGCCUCUAAAGAACAAAAGUGACUUCUCAUUGUCGGGGGUUUGUUGCUCUAUAGCUACAUAGUUAUAUGUCUAUAUGCUAAAACUCCAUUAACGCCAUUAUGCACACUCAGUCUUUGAGUCACAGCCACAGUCAUAGCCCUCCAGAUUUUUUUUCCUUUGUCCUUUCCCCAAGAUUAAGCACUCCUUAAGGUUCAGAAAAGGUCAGCUUGUCAACUUUACUUUGUUUCAAUUUACAGAUCUGUCUUCAAAAUGAUUUCUUGCUCCACUGCAUCAUUCAUGCAAACUUGAACAUCAUGUUCUUGCCAAGCAAGUGCCAUGAAAUAAUUUUUGCAGCUAUGGUCUAACACUGCAAAAUGACAUUGUUUUCUUCCCAUCUUUCCUUCUUUCACAUCACUGUCGCCCUUGAUUUUCUCUGGCGUUAUCUCAGCAUGAGAUGAUGGGGAGCAGGAAAAAGCGCCACAUACAGCACACACAAUCACACAUAAUGAAGCCACAAUGGAAAACUUGAAGACUUGAUGGGAUUUCAGAGCUUGAUAAAAAAAAAAAAAAGUUUGGAUGGCGGUGGGUGGGAAGGCUGCACAGCCAGAAUUUGAUUGACAUCCUGUUGUAGAGUCUGCGCAUAGCGUGGGAGGGAACAAAGCACAGUGCCAUGGCAACCACAUUAAAAAGCACCUUAAAACUGAUUUACCUGCAAAAGCAAUGAAAAUUGUGUUGAUGUUCAUCUUUUUAGUUACUGUAGGUGUAUGUUUUACAAUUACAUGUCAGUUUUAUUGAAAAUUUUGCUUUGGAAAAAAAAAAAAAACUAUCAGGUGAGAAUUAUCUUAUUAUAGUUUAUCUAUGACUAUGACAAGUCUCACAUUUAAAGCAAUACAUUUAGUAUGUUUAUGAUGUGUUUUCAGUGUAUCAAUGGCUUUAUCUAUUCUCUCCUGUGAACUCCUGUAACAAUGUAUUAUGUACCCCAAAACAACCAAGGGCCAAUUCUGAUUUGUCAGUGAAAAGUCGGCUGAAAUAUUAGGUUUUCUGGGUGCUGUCCUUGAUGCUUGAUGCUCACGGCCAGUCUCCACAUAUUGUGACUGUGGGCUGAGAUGUUCCAUUUAUAGCAGAGAGGGUGCUUCAGCCCCAUGUGACUUUACCACUUUACUUUUUAGUGGAGCACAAAAACCCUCGUAUGGCUUCCACUGAGCACUGUUACAUCGGAGACAAGCUAUUUGGAAGUGUCACAAGUCCAUGAUCGACUGUCAUUUUACCAUUUGUGCUCAUUUGUCAACUAACCCCUCCCACCCCAGCGAUCUGCUGACAUCCACCCUUCCGUAACACCAAAACAAACAUUUGGCUAUAAGCCUCAGAAGGACUUGGAGCAUACGCAUCAUCCUCCCUUCAACAGUCAUACCAAAUCAUGUUCUCUUAAAUUACCGUGAUGGAGCAAAUCCUAUGCAUUUGUACAAUGUGUGUAGUUGUGUGUGACGCAGCAGUGCCAUCUGUCGUGAAAAAACCUGUAACUGCCAUUCAGUACUAGUGCUUCAACAAGACCUUCCAUCUUAUGUGCAUUUCUGUUUUAAGGACUCCCCAAACCUUUCUGGGUAGGUAAAUCCACCAGGUCUCCCCACCAUACUAAUGUGAUUCUCCCCAGUCGCACUACUCAGUGAACCAACCAGCCUUUAAUCUUCACUGUUUGUUUGUUUGUUUGUUUUAAUUGCUUAGUGGGAAGUCGGACUUAGACUUUUUUCUUAAAAUAAAAAAUCUAGAGAAGCCAGAUUAUAUGUAGAAAUCCUAGAGUAUCUAUAGAGAUUUUACCAGAGUCGCUAUUGUUAUCUGUAUCAUAAUGAACUGCUAUCUUAGAAGAGACUAGACAAUGUUAUUGUUGGCUCUGUACGCAUACAGGGAAAGGAAUAAUGCUUUUCUUUCUAUUUUCUUCUUUUUCUUUUUCUUUUUCUGUUUAUUUACAUGGUUUUAUCAAUAUGUUUUUUAAAGUACAAGAGAAAAUAUUUAAAACAAAUUUUUGAGUGAGUUUUUUUUUCUCCUUGAUGACAACGACUGAAUUAAUUAUGUAAUUUAAGGCCUUUUUAGACAGUAUCUUAAAGUCACAUUCACCAGGCCUUCUCAGGGGUGACAGGAUGAGCUAAAGCUAACAUGACCAUCCAUUCAGGGUAUCCCUCCAAAGCUCCAGAGAGCAGGAAACACUGUACACAUGGGUGGGUUAAUGGAAAAAAAUAAUAAUAAAAAAACAGUGCUGUAUAUUAGAGAGAUAAAGGGAUGGAUUUUGGAAAA
Molecule: messenger RNA, 4828 nt
Organism: Melanotaenia boesemani (Boeseman's rainbowfish)
Lineage: Eukaryota; Metazoa; Chordata; Actinopteri; Atheriniformes; Melanotaeniidae
Gene: znf385c
Product: zinc finger protein 385C
Exons: 9
Coding region: 470-1915 (481 amino acids)
Cellular component (GO): nucleus
Molecular function (GO): zinc ion binding; nucleic acid binding
Source: RefSeq, a predicted model, not a curated record